Messenger RNA from Trichomycterus rosablanca, 1149 nucleotides. It is a transcript of the gene chad, whose product is annotated as chondroadherin. Gene Ontology annotation, molecular function: protein binding. The coding region runs from base 1 to 1089 and encodes 362 amino acids. Lineage: Eukaryota; Metazoa; Chordata; Actinopteri; Siluriformes; Trichomycteridae. The record is from RefSeq and is a predicted model, not a curated record. The transcript is spliced from 4 exons.
AUGCAGGUUUCAAAACUCCAGUUACUACUGUGUACCCAGAUCUUUACCACCUUAAUAACAGGUAUCCAGAGCCAGUGUCCCAGUCCAUGCCACUGUCACGGUGACCUGCAGCAUGUCAUCUGUGACAACGUAGGUCUGAAGAAGAUCCCCCGCAUCACUGAGGCCACGCGCCUCGUCAACCUGCAGCGCAACAACCUGGGCUCGCUCGCUACUGGAAGCUUCAGUGAAAUGAAGGGACUUAUCUCGCUGCACCUGCAGCACUGCCAGAUCCGGGAGAUCGCCAGCCAGGCUUUCAAGGGCCUUAAAAAUCUCAUUUACCUCUACCUCUCCAACAACGAGAUCAGCACCAUCAAACCCGGGGCCUUCGAUGACCUCACCGAGCUUACCUAUCUUCACCUGGAUGGCAAUCAGAUCUCAGGUCUUUCCAAAGGCAUGUUCUCCCCCCUGAUAAAUUUGUUUACCCUGCAGCUUGACAACAACAAGAUCAGAGAACUGCAAUCAGGAAUCUUCACAGGUGCUAAAGACCUGCGCUGGCUGCAUAUGAGUCACAAUGAGAUAAGUUCAAUUCAACCUGGCAGUCUUGACGAAGUUGAAAACCUGGCCAUGCUUACUCUGGAUCAAAACAAGCUGUCGACAUAUCCCGUCCAGGCCAUGAGCAAGCUACGUGUCGUUGAGGAGCUCAAUUUGUCCAAAAACCCAUUGCGUUUGAUUCCUGAUUAUGCAUUUAGAAGCUUUGGUCGGUAUAUGGAAAAACUGCAUCUCAAUGAUAUGGGACUGGAGAAGUUCUCCAAUGCUGCUUUUGAGGGUGUGACAGCACUAAAGUCUCUGCAUCUUGAGAAUAACAAACUGAAGACUCUACCAAACAGUCUGGUUUUCACCGCACUGCAGAACCUCACCCUGUUCAACAACCCAUGGACCUGCAACUGCCAGUUAGCCAACCUUAGAAAAUGGAUGGACACCGGUCGUCAUCGCACUGAUGCAGUUUGUGCAUCUCCUGGAAAUCAGAAAGGCAAGCAAAUCAGAGACAGCACUGCUUUCAGCCGGUGCAAAACAAAGCCAAAAAAAGACAAGAAGAAAGCACAACUCUGAAAAGGAGUCUCAGAGCAGAUGCCUGUCCAGUGGACCGGCUUCAUGUGCACAGAAUGGAAG